Molecule: messenger RNA, 1242 nt
Organism: Nasonia vitripennis (jewel wasp)
Lineage: Eukaryota; Metazoa; Arthropoda; Insecta; Hymenoptera; Pteromalidae
Exons: 1
Coding region: 1-1242 (413 amino acids)
Molecular function (GO): catalytic activity
Source: RefSeq, a predicted model, not a curated record
AUGGACCUGACAAUACUCCAAUGCAACCUGAACGGGAGCAGCUUCGCACAUUCGCUGCUCCCACAAAUUGCGGCGGAAAUGGACGCGGACGUACUCGUGAUAAGCGAACAGUACAGAAACCGAAUAGACAGUGGGGCCGGAGAAGACUAUUCUUGUACAAGGGUGGGCUCUGUCACUAUUGUCAGUGUCUACCUUUCUCCGAACAAUAGCGCGCGCGAAUACGAAGACAAGCUAAAAGUCCUGGAAGACGUCGUAAGAGACCUUACUGGCGAUGUAAUCAAGGCGGGCGAUUUUAACGCGAGAGCGAUCGAAUGGGGGAUGCCUACGACGAACAGACGAGGACGACUGAUUCUACAAAUGGCCGUCCGACUAGAAUUGGAAGUCGUAAAUGACGGAAACAUGACCACCUACAAACGACCCGGUUUUGGUAAUUCUAUACCAGAUAUAACCCUAGCCACGGACAGGAUAUUGACAAGGCUGAGGGGAUGGAAAGUGAUCGAGGACUACACAGCCAGUGAUCACCAGUACAUCGUCUUCAACCUGACUAAUGACGCCACGUCGAGGCAAAGACAGAGCAUGCGGACAACACGAUGGGACAUUGGACGCAUAAACAGGGACGAAAUCAAGAGACAACUGCGGAACGUAGUAAUACCUUCUGCGGAUUUGUCUCAAGGGCGGGCGGACCGAGCCGAGGCUGAACGGAGUGCUAAUGAUCUGGAAAAGUAUCUGCAGGGCAUCUCCGAGGCCGCGAUGCCACGGAAACGAUACAGACAGGACAGAAGGCAGACCUACUGGUGGACGCAGGAAAUUGCCGAAAUCAGAAAAGCAUGCCUCCGACACCGCAGACUAGCGGGAAGGGAACGGGACCCGGACGAAAGAGAGGCUAUCUCGCGGGAAUACAAGCUCGCGAGACGGCUACUUAGACAGACGAUCAACAGCACGAAACAACGGCGUUGGAGACGACUGGAAGACGAAGUAGAGUCAGACCUCUGGGGGGAAGGCUAUAAGAUUGUGACUCGCAAACUUGGCGCCUGGAAUCCCCCCGAGACGAAGGACGCGGAUACAUUGGUGAGGAUUGUCCACGAUCUCUUUCCUACUCACCAGGACAGAACGGACGAUACGGACAUGGACAACGCAGUGGAAUGUCCACUUUUCACGGUGGCGGAGCUUGAGAGUGCUGCAGCCAAACUGAAGCCUCGAAAGGCCCCGGGACCUGACCGCGUGCCUGGGGAGCUGCUAUAG